Messenger RNA from Xenia sp. Carnegie-2017, 1577 nucleotides. Its product is annotated as 5'-nucleotidase domain-containing protein 1-like. Bases 77 to 1426 code for a protein of 449 amino acids. NCBI's taxonomy places the organism in Eukaryota, Metazoa, Cnidaria, Anthozoa, Malacalcyonacea, Xeniidae. The transcript is spliced from 14 exons. Gene Ontology annotation, molecular function: 5'-nucleotidase activity. The record is from RefSeq and is a predicted model, not a curated record.
UCUUUUAGGCUAGCCACCUGCUUGCAGGUAAUUUGUGGAAAAUUUAUGGAAAGGAGCAGGAAAAGUUUCAUUCAUCAUGUCAUUCGUAUUGCAAGAUUUCGAUGUACUUGGUUUUGAUAUUGACCAUGCUUUUGUGCAAUAUAAGUUGGAAAAUCUUUUUCCAAUGGUCUACAUGAGUUUGUGCCGAAUUCUUGUGGAAAAGAAAGGAUAUCCAAAGGAGUUACUUGAUGAGCCAUUUGACACGUUAGCUGAUUUUUGCACCAGAGGUCUUAUUCUCGAUGCCAAGAAAGGAGAUCUUGUAAAAGUUGGCAAGAGUGGGAAAGUAUUGAGGGCUUCACAUGGAACAAAAAUGAUGAAUGAAAAUAUGUUGGAUGAAAAAUAUGGAAAGGACAGAAAUUGGGAUCCAUAUGAUAAAUUUAUUGAAGGAAUGAAGUCAAAAGGACAUCUUACCCGUGGUGGUAACUACAGAAUGUUCGAGAACUUCUUUGAUAUGCCAGCCAUGUUGAUGUGUGCUAGGCUUAUCGACUUGGAAAAUGACCUGGAAAGAGAUAACGACAGCUAUGUUAAAUUAUGGGGGGACGUUCUUUGGUCUUUGGUUAUGAAUUUCGACUGUAAGGCGUUUGCAGCCAACACAGGGUACUUUUUCCCAGCCAUGAAAGCAGAGCCACACAAAUACAUCAAGAAGACGUCAGAAAAGACCAAAACAUGGUUGAAAAGCCUGCGAAAAGAGGGAAAGAAACUAUUUUUGGCGACGAAUUCCCAAGCUGACUAUUCAAUGUUUGUCCUGGAUUAUGCUUUUGGUGAUGAUUGGAGGUCUUACGUUGACGUUUAUAUAAGUCGAGCUGAAAAACCGGGUUUCUUUCGCGAAGGAAAAGACUUUGUAGAAGUAGUUGACAGAAAGGAAGAGAAAAUUCCUGUGCAGAACUUGACUGAAAGUGGGAACUAUGCUUUGGGAAGUUCUUCGAAACUACAAAAAUACCUUGAGCAACUUUGCGGCAAGGAAGAUAUAAAGAUUCUAUUUUGUGGUGAUAGUUUGCUGUCAGAUGUCUACCCACCGAAUAAUUUUUCAAAAUGGCAGACUGUCGCACUUCUUGAAGAGUUGGAGUACGAGUUUGAAGAUACUGUGACAGAAAACGGACACAAAGAGGAAAGCAGUCUUGAAGAGGGAACAAAGAGAAAGAAACAGAAAUUGAGCAAUGAAGGAAAAAUGCGCAGAGAUAUUCUCACAUGUUCAUCAUGGGGAUCAUUGUUUUGUGAAAAAGAUGAAUCGAUGGAUACAAUAUUUGGUCAUCUUGUGAGCAAAUACAGCUCAUUGGUUGUCGCUUCCCUUGACGCUAUCUCAGGCUUGCCUAUCGAUCACGUCUUCGAGAAGGGCUUAGUUGAAGGAACAAGUUUUUAUCCGCAAGCUCCUCAUACUUCGAAGUAAACAAGACAAUUUUAUUUGAUCGUGUUGAUGAACAAAGCGCAUAGUGAUAAAUCACCUGUUAAAUUAAUCGACGAUCAAUUAUACUUGGUAUAAGCAGAAAUCGAACGUAAAUUACAAAGAUUAUACUCAAAUAUACAAAAUUCUCACCUCA